Messenger RNA from Laccaria bicolor S238N-H82, 264 nucleotides. RefSeq lists its product as uncharacterized. The transcript has a single exon. The coding region runs from base 1 to 264 and encodes 87 amino acids. The record is from RefSeq and is a predicted model, not a curated record. NCBI's taxonomy places the organism in Eukaryota, Fungi, Basidiomycota, Agaricomycetes, Agaricales, Hydnangiaceae.
AUGAAAAGUCUGCGAUCGUCGACGACCCCAUCCCACUACUGUAGUCAACUCACUCUUUAUUUUAUUACCUUUCUCCACUGGUCUUUUUCGCUCUCUAUAUUUUUGGUGUCAGCUCUUUCUCGCUGUCGCUUCUUUGAUGAUUCUCGUUGUAAUAUGCACGUAUAUCAUGUCGUCUUCUUUACCCUCUUUAUUUAUUUGAUCACGAUCAACGACGUUUGUUCCUUGCGAUCCUUUGCGAUCGCGAUGGUACCACGGAAAAUAUGA